This is a messenger RNA of Colletotrichum graminicola M1.001, 2325 nucleotides long. RefSeq lists its product as uncharacterized. Gene Ontology annotation, cellular component: membrane; exocyst. The transcript is spliced from 10 exons. The coding region runs from base 1 to 2325 and encodes 774 amino acids. The record is from RefSeq and is a predicted model, not a curated record. Gene Ontology annotation, biological process: intracellular protein transport; exocytosis; Golgi to plasma membrane transport. NCBI's taxonomy places the organism in Eukaryota, Fungi, Ascomycota, Sordariomycetes, Glomerellales, Glomerellaceae.
AUGCCUCGACGUCCGCAGACCUAUGAUGACUACGGCACAGCCGUCCAGCAGAUCAUCCUGACUUCGUCCGACACGGAUUUCCUCGAUCAACUGAUCCCUGUCCUCAAAGAUGCCUCCCACUCCAACCGAACCCCCUCGUUGAUGCAAAAUCUUGUCAGAUAUGCCGAGGAUAGAGAAUCAGAUAUUGAGAGGAUAGGUCUGACGAAGCAUGAGGAAUUCCUGAGCUCAGUGAAUCAACUCCAGGUCGUACGCGAGGGCACUGUCACGCUCACAGCAGAGAUCCUGAGGCUGAAUCAGUCAAUCCAAGCAAGCACAGAGAAGCUUGCCGACCAAAAACAGGCUCUGGUAAAUACAAGAGCUGUGAGACAGAAUAUUGCCGAUGCAUCCGACGCCUUGAACGAGUCUCUCAAAAUAUUGCAUGCUGUCAACCAUGCCCACGACCUGAUCCGCAAAAAGAAGUACUACGCAGCACUCAAAUCCCUCGAGGACCUGCAGAAUGAGCAUCUGAUCCCGACACUUCAGAAUAAAUAUGCCACACAGCACAAGCUGGCUGAUGUUAUUCAAAAGUCAAUACCGGCGUCUCAGAAAACUAUUUCCGAAGCUGUCAUGACAGACCUCAAUACCUGGCUGUUUCGCAUUCGUGAAACCUCGCAGUUCCUCGGCGAGGUUGCCUUCUAUCACACCGAACUUAGAAGGGCGAGGCAGAGGGAACGCGUGGAGCGUGACAUUUAUUUGAACAACUUCAGACUCAACUCGUCUAUUGAGCUGGUCUUCGAUGAGAGCGAAGAGUUUGACGUGCUUGACAACGAGGAGCUGCAGGUUGACUUUACCCCGUUGUUUGAAUGCCUGCACAUCCACGACGCCUUAGGUCAGAGCGACAAGUUCCGUGCCGAGUAUGCCACCACUCGCCGACAGCAGAAAGACUUGCUAUUGCCAAGUACGGUUGGGCUUGUUGCAGAUGACGAAACUUCACUCAGUAGUUUGCUCGAAGGCAUCGCCGGCUUUGCCAUCAUCGAAAAAGCGACUAUGCGACGUGUUCCUCAUCUUCGCUCUGCUGUUGAUGUGGACGAGCUCUGGGAUUCAAUGUGCCAUACGGCCAUCACUCUCACCUCGCAGGCGCUAGAUGAAGUAAGCAAUGCUGAGAUUCUACUCAAGAUCAAAGGCGUGAUAGCCUUGUUCAUCCAAACCAUGGAGAGUUGGGGCUACUCUGUGUCCAUGCUCGACAACUUUCUCCUCACCUUGUUCGACAAGUACGCCGAGCUCCUCAAGCGCCGGUUUAGCGAAGAUUUUCAGGAGAUUGUGUCGACCGACGAUUAUAUGCCCAUGGCCAUUAAUACUCGGGAGGAGUACGAGAAGGUGGUGAACGUCAGCUGGUUUUCUCAAGACAAACCUCUAGAAGAACUCAGCUUCCCCUGCGUCUUGCCAUUCUCGCAAAUGUACCCGCUCUGUUGUAUCGAUAUUCGAAACUUUCUGAACCAGUUUUACUUCUUCUCGGACGACCACUUCCAGCAUCCCAAUAUCAUCGACGAUACACUCCGCAAGUCGCUAGAUGAACUUUUGAUAGAGAAAGUCUGCAAGUCACUUGUUGAAAGAUUGAGCUCGCAGUAUCUUGGGCAGAUUGUACAGAUUCUUAUUAACCUGGAGCACUUCGAAGCUGCUUGCCAAGAACUUGAGCAGCUUCUUAUCAGAGCAAGAUCGUCCACAUCGGCUGGCGGCCCUGUCACGCUCGUUGCUACAGAAGAGUUCCGUAACAACAAGAAGACGGCAGAGAAGCGAAUCUUCGAACUUGUCAACUCCAAGAUUGAUGACCUUGUGGAUACCGCCGAAUAUGACUGGAUGGCAACCACAACGUCCCCUGGUCCAAGUAGUUACAUGCAGACCAUGACCCGAUAUCUCUCCAAUAUCAUGAACUCCACACUUCUUGGCUUGCCAAGAGAGAUCAAGGAGCUCAUAUACUUUGACGCUCUUAGCCAUGCCGCCAAUAAGAUUCUUGCGUUGCCACUAUCCCCUGAUGUCAAACAUAUCAAUACCAAUGCAGUCGCAGCACUUGCAAAGGAUGUGCAGUACCUUACGGAGUUUGUUGACAGUCUCGAAAAUGGAGCUAUGCUCCGAGAGAACCUUGACGAACUCCAACAAACCAUUAACCUUAUGCAGUCCGACAACCACGACGAGUUCUUUGACAUUUCCAUCCGCAACAAGAAGUUUGGUCGUGUUGACGCCUUGAACGGACCCAUGUUGCUAGAGAAGCUCACUUCUAAUGCCCAGGGCCCUACCCGCAGCGCUCCUCUUGCCAACUUCUCGUCUCGGUUUGGUAUGAUGAAGUAA